This is a messenger RNA of Anisakis simplex (herring worm), 300 nucleotides long. Lineage: Eukaryota; Metazoa; Nematoda; Chromadorea; Rhabditida; Anisakidae. The record is from the annotation of a GenBank genome assembly.
AUGUGCGGUAGUCAGGAAUUACCGCGCGAUGCUGACACUAAGCUCACUGCAGCGAGUAUUGGACUGGUGUCGGGCGAUCGUCUUAGACUUAUCAUCGCAAACGAACCAGAUNNNNAACCGCAAUCGCCUUCGAAUUCAAUGGAGCUCCAAAAUGAGUUAGCUCCGCAAGAAUUCAAAACCGAGCAGCAGCAAAAAGAUUCCCGUGAAGAGGACGAAAGCUCGAUCACAUCGAUCGUCAUCAACGAAUUGAAGAAAAACGGAUUCUAUGUGAGUGCCUGCCUUCCAGAAGGAUCGUGCUGA